CUAAUUUGUUCCUUUUGAUGUGGUUAUAGCGGGCAUCUUGGCCCUGCUGGACGAGAAUGAAGAUCAGCUGAGAGUGUUUGCCCUGGAGAGAUUAAAUGAGAUCACCGACACCUUCUGGCCCGAGAUAGCUGACUCCAUACAGAAGAUAGAAAGACUUGAAGAGGAUGGAGACUUCCCAAAGCAAGAGUUGGCAGCCCUGCUGGUGUCUAAAGUUUACUUCCACCUGGGGUCUUACCUGGACUCUCUCACCUAUGCCCUGCGCUCAGGUCCCAUGUUGCACCAGGACCCCAACCAACUGUACAUUGACACCAUCAAAGUACACGCCAUCGAUCAUUACAUCAAGCUACGAGCCCAGAAGGAUGCCAAGAUGGAUCCCCGACUAGAGACGCUCCUCAACAACAUGUUUCAGCGGUGUAUUGAAGACCAGCAGUACCGCCAUGCCAUAGGUAUAGCCCUGGAGACCCACCGCAUGGACUGGUUCAGGGAGGCCAUCAUGACCUCUGAUGACAUCGUAGGGAGUCUGACCUACUCGUACAAGAUAGCCAUGCAAUACAUAGAGCAGCGCAAGUUCCGCGACCAAGUUUUGGAACAGUUGGUGUCGUUGUACCAAGGUCUGGACACCCCAGACUACGUCAACAUGUGUCAGUGUUUGAUCCACUUGGACAAACCCCACGAGGUCGCUUCAAUACUCGAUAAGCUGAUUAAGAACGACAGUCUGAGGAGUGAAGUAAUGGACAACGAGCUGAUGGCUUAUCAGAUAGGCUUUGACCUGUACGAGAGCGCCACCCAGGACCUGCUGUCUCACGUACGUCAGGGUCUACGAACCACCGCCCCCGUACCUUCCCUUUUAAAAGACGUCGAUGCUCUCACCAGCACAACUACCACUACCACUGCCACCACAGCCUCAACAGGAGGAACAAGUGGGGGCACCACAGAAGAGGAGGAGAAGAACGACACAACAGCAGCAGUGGAUGAAGGAGGAGACGUAGCAAUGAGUGAAGAGAAGACACUGGAUGACCUGACAGAGCUGGAGAAGACACAUCAAAAUAGGGUAGAGAAGCUGGCCAGGAUCCUGAGUGGGGAGAUGACCAUCGAGCAGCAUCUACAGUUCCUCAUAGCCAACAACCACACUGACAUGUUGAUACUGAGACACAGUAAGGAGGCCGUGCGAGCGUCCGUCUGUCACACAGCAACGGUCAUAGCCAACGCCUUCAUGCACUGUGGCACCACGUCUGACCAGUUCCUCAGGGAUAAUUUGGAGUGGUUAUCUAGAGCAACGAACUGGGCCAAGAUGACGGCCACUGCCUCUCUAGGAGUGAUUCAGAAAAUCGUGCGUCACGGCGGGUGCCUCGGCCUGGGCCUGGCAGCCAUGGGUACGCAGCGCACUGACGUAUACGAACAGUUGAAAUAUUCCCUCUUCCAAGAUGAUGCUGUGACGGGAGAGGCGGCAGGACUGGCCAUGGGGUUAGUAAUGUUGGGGUCUGCCAACGAACAAGCGGUGUCUGAUAUGGUGAAUUACGCCCGGGACACACAGCACGAGAAAAUUCUGCGAGGUUUGGCUCAGGGCAUUGCUCUCAACAUGUACGGUCAACAGGACCAGGCGGACCGUCUCAUAACCGAACUCAGCGAAGACAAGGACGCUAUCUUACGACGUGCUGCCAUGUACACCGUGGCCAUGGCCUAUUGUGGCACCGCCUCUACGCCGGCCAUGAAGAGGCUGCUGCACGUGGCCGUGUCUGACGUGGAUAAUGAUGUGAGGCGGGCAGCCGUGGAGGCUCUGGGAUUCUUGUUGUUCAGGUCACCAGAGCAGAUGCCAAGUAUGGUGUCCCUCCUGUCUGAGUCGUACAACCCUCACGUUCGUUAUGGUGCUGCCAUGGCUCUGGGUGUUGCUUGUUCAGGCACAGGACAGAAGGAGGCUCUGGGGUUGUUGGAACCGCUCACUAACGACCCCGUCAACUUUGUUCGUCAGGGAGCUCUCAUAGCCUCCGCUCUCGUGCUCAUACAACAGACGGAGUCGACCUGUUCCAAAGUUAAAGACUUCCGUCAGCUGUAUGCCAAGGUGAUCGGGGACAAACACGAAGAUUCAAUCGCAAAGUUUGGAGCCAUCCUCGCCCAGGGUAUUAUUGACGCCGGUGGACGCAACAUGACCAUCUCUUUGCAAUCUCGAACGGGACACACGAGCAUGACGUCAGUGGUGGGCAUGUUCGUGUUCACUCAGUUCUGGUACUGGUUCCCGCUGGCCCACUUCUUGUCCAUGGCCUUUACACCAACUUGUCUUAUUGGUCUCAACUCUGAGCUCAAAAUGCCAAAGAUGCAGUUCCACUCUAACGCCAAACCCUCCACCUACGGCUACCCGGCACCGCUGGAGGAGAAGAAGAAGGAAGUGGCAGAAAAGGUAACUGCAGUCCUCUCAAUAACGGCAAAGGCAAAGAAGAAAGACGACGAGAGAAAGAAAAAGGAGCAAAAGGACGAGAAGAUGGAGGUUGACGAAGAAAAGGAGAAGAAGGAAAAGGAAGAGAAGGAGAAGGAAAAAGAGAAAGAGGAGAAGAAGAAGGAAGAGGAAAAGAAAAAGGAAGAACCGGCUUUUGAUCUGUUGAGUAACCCUGCCCGAGUGAUGAAGGCCCAGCUGAAGGUGGCGCGCAUGGCCGAGGGGUCCCGCUACACCCCGGUGAAAGAACUAAGCAUAGGAGGCAUUAUCCUGAUGAGAGACACCAAGCCUGAAGACAGUGAGGAACUGGUCCAGCCCGUGCCUGCCUUGGGUCCCAAAACUGAGGAAGAGACCGAGCCAGACCCACCAGAGCCCUUCAGAUAUGUCGAAGAUUAUUAGUUUAUAAGAAAAAGUAGAAUAUCUUAUAAUAAUAAAACUCCUUCCAACAGUGAUGCUGUUUGAAGAGUUUUACCAUGGAACAAGUAUCCCUCACAAGUUAGGUGAUAUGGUUUAUACAUGAAAAAUACUGUCCUUUUAGUUUAUUAAUAUUUGUUUCAUUAAAUAUGUCUUAAGGUAUACUGUAUUCCUAACUGUUCAGUGUUUGUAAAUGCUGGGUUUAAUUUAUUUUAAUACAGUGAGGAGUUUUAUUUGUAAAUUCCUUGUCGUUGAGAAUCUUUGAAAGUAACGUUGCAUUAAUUGUUAUUGUAUUUACCAGAAAGCACACUUUUAAAUCAAAUUAAGUUGUCAAUGGAUAUAACUUUUCAAGUAUUAAACAUUUAUUUGUUUAA
Molecule: messenger RNA, 3216 nt
Organism: Homarus americanus (American lobster)
Lineage: Eukaryota; Metazoa; Arthropoda; Malacostraca; Decapoda; Nephropidae
Gene: Rpn2
Product: 26S proteasome non-ATPase regulatory subunit 1-like
Exons: 8
Coding region: 272-2827 (851 amino acids)
Biological process (GO): proteasome-mediated ubiquitin-dependent protein catabolic process; regulation of protein catabolic process
Cellular component (GO): nucleus; proteasome storage granule; proteasome regulatory particle, base subcomplex
Molecular function (GO): enzyme regulator activity
Source: RefSeq, a predicted model, not a curated record